UUUCAUGGUUGUUAUGUUUAUAUCCAAGUAACAUUGAAUGAAAUUAUCGAACAGUUGACAUGUCGGGUGCAUCAUUGUUAACGCGGUCACGUUAAGCUGUUUUGGUUAUCAUAACGAACAUCGUUAAAAAAAUUGGUCUGAUAAAAGACAGUCGACUUACAUGUUGUUGGCGAAACGGGCACCUGCCGGUUUCUGAGAUCAAGCGAAGUCUAGUCUUAGAAACCAGUCCAGACACGAGGAUGUAAGCGUGGAAAUCACCGGCAAAAACAAUAUGUCUCGCAAAACACAGAACCGUUAUGAUGAUGACUUUGAAUUUGAUGAAGUUGAGGACACAGAAACGCUGAUAUCGAGAAACAAGCCUCCACGGUACAAGUCAGCUCCUGCAAAGAAAACCAAGAAGUCUGUUCGCAGACCAGGAUCUCCAAACAAAGCAAAACCUAAGCUUGGCAAAGAUUUGUGGAUGAAUGCCAUCAAGAAACGACAGACAUUGGGACUUGCCAAUGGUCGCCAUCCAGACACCCCUCAUCACAAAACUCCAAUUGAGUUUUGGGUUGACACCCUUCGUAAAACUGGUAUGGGUAAGUCACAGAGAGUUCGGGGGAACGCCAUGACAGGUCUGAAGAAGGGCAACGACAUGAACCUGGCCUACUUCAGCACAAGCCAUUACAUGCGACAGAUGAUGGGGACGGAGAAGGCUCGGCGGAAUGUGGACGACCCCACAGCCAGGACACACGCAGGCACCCCUGCAUACAAGACCCCAGAGGAGUACUAUGAUGACAUUCUUGACUUGAAAAAGCAUAUCUCCUCCCUCAGUCAAGACAACUCAACAAUGAAGGCAAAAGUGAGGCGUCUGGAAGAAGACAACAUCAAAAAGGAGAAGGAGAUUGAUGGCCUUCUGCAUCCAGAGAAGAAUGAGGAGCUGCGACGAACUAUGGGAGAUAGGAAACCCGACACUGGUGCUGUCAUUCACAGUCUUAAGCAGAAGAUCCUCAAGCUUGAGAUGCAACUCCGAGACAAGGAAGCCUCAUACGUGAAGCUGGCGAGUGAGUUAAAGACGACGAAGGUGGAGGAGAUGAAGGUACAGAUGGAGGUUCUAUACCAGGAGUUGCUGCGUCUGCAGAACUCCAAAGAUACUGGUGCUGACAAAUCUAGAUCAGGGAAAGAAAGUGGUGCAAAGGUGAAGGCACUAAAUCAGACUGUGCUUCGACUCAGUAAAGUCAAUGAGCAGCUGCAGUCCGAGAUAAGGGGUCUGAAGGAGGACCUUGAGAAGGCCCUGGAGGACACCGAGGAGGCCACAUCCAGCAGACGAGAAUAUGAGGACAUAAGAGACCAGCCUCUGACUUCGGGCUCCGGCGCCGAGUCGAUGGUGCUUGGGGAGGUAGAGGAGCAUGACGGAGGUUUCCGUUUUGCCGGCUCUGCGGGAGGUCCGGCAAAGAAUUGCCGAGGGCCUACCCCAAGCAGCGGUGCCUGUUGGCCUCCGGACUUGGCUGAGUUCGCUUGCCAGGCGGCGUUUGCCCCUCGGCAGCCCUCGCAGACGCAGCUCCGCAUUCUGCCUUCGUUGGUUCAGGGCGUGGUCGAGCCCUCUUGUCUGGUACCCGUGUUCGGUUCGACUUGCGGAUUUAGUACGGAGGUACCAACUUGGGGAGGACUCCUGUUACGUUGUUCCCAUCGUUGGCGAGUCGUGUUCACUUCCGUAAGCCCUGGGGGAGGCUGGGCUUCCUCGGAGCAGCUCAGGCUGCUCGGCAAGAGGCACCUCACUCCACCGUUUGCCCUGGCGCCUUCUGCAGCACGCAGCGUGCGGACCUACGAGGGCUCUCUACGGAACGCGAUGCAGCAGGUCAAGGUGGUGGUCCAUGAGGCCUACCUCUCCUCGAUUCAGAGGUCGGUCCUGGGCGCGAGGGGCAUGCUGGUGACAUUUCGCGCAUGUCGUGCUGCUCCGUCAGCUCGGAAGUUCAGGCACACCUCGCGACGACUCUUUCGCGGUCUGCUUCGAGAAUAUGAGGACAUGAACAAGAGGCAGCUACUGGUAGCAUUAUCUAAAGCAGAACGGAGAGCAGAGCGAGCUGAGAGGAAGGCAGAGGCGGACAACACCUCCAUGUUGUCUCUAGACAGUCGGCGUAGUGAAGUCCAAGGCAAGAUCGUGCUCCAUGGGAGUAUGGAGGAACGCUUGCACCAACUGGACCAGAGAGAGUCUGAGCUGCUGGAUGAAAUUGAAAAACUCAAGGUGAAGGUCAGGAGGCUGAAUAAUGAGAUGAACAAGAAGAGCCGUGAUUCAUCUGUCACACCAAGACGGCGUGACUCCCCCCACUGGUGUGACUCCAAGAAAGCAUCUUCAGCAGAUUCAGGCAGAGAGACAAAAGUUCAGUCUUUCUCACAGAAAAAAGCAGCCCAGAGUAUACAGAGGCAGUGGCGACAGCACCGGGAGAAAAGGCGUGAAGAAGAAGAGAGAUUAGCUAUACGAGUCGAGGAACUGCGUCGAACCCAUGCAGCUCGGACGAUACAGAGGAGGUGGACCAAUCAUCAAGAAGAGACUGAGAGAAUGCAAAAUGUGAACAAAUUCCGUCAGAAUCACGCUGCAAAAGCUAUCCAAUCAAGAUGGCGUCGACAUCGACAGGAUGAAGAGGAUGACGAGGAAGCUGCGUACGUUAUUCAGUCUGCUCUUCGAGGACAUCAUCAACGGCGACAGAAACUGAAGCGAUAUCAAAAUGAAGAGGAUUAUGACGACGAAGAUGAUGCAUACCACAGCACAGCAAGUGAUGACGCCGUCUAUAUGAUACAGUCUUCCUUAAAGGGCCAUACAGCUCGCCGACAAAGAAUGAGGAGAAUGAGACUCGAUUCAACUGGGGAUGAUGAUUAUGAAGAUGAAGGUCACCAUGGUUAUACUGGCCGGAGGUACUCAGGUUCUCGACGACCGUCAUCAGCUCUUUCUCGAGGUUCUGCAAAGAAAACGUACGCCACAUAUCCCAGCUCACGUCAAGCAAGUAUGGACGACGAUGAUGACAUCAUGACCUGAGGGGAACAUGUCUUUAGGGGGGGUGACCCUCCCAUAUCACACAGUGCCUGUAGCUCUCAACUCAUACAUCAACCCUGUGAUACGUCACAAUGCUAGGUUGUCCUAGGACGACUUACCAUAUGGGCCUAUUUUGCUCAGUAGCUGUUGUCUGGCAUGUAGUACUUUAGUUAAUCAGCAUAUAGCCUUUUAAGAGCCUGUCGUUGGCCAAUAUCAGUAUCUUUGAUGAAGCACUUUAUAUUGUAAAUAUCUGUACAGAACACCACCACUGUGUAUAUGGAUAAAGUAUUAUAUAAUUUAUAUGUAGGAACUACACUUCAAUUUUUCUAGAGGAUGGAGUCUGUACCAUGCUUUGGUAUGAAUAAUGUCACUAUUAAACUACAGCGGGUUCUGUGCUAAAGCUUAAAGGCUAAAUAAAUUAAUGUUUCAGGUAGCAUGGACCAAGAAUAAUGUGACAUUUAGUUGAGUCCUUUUUUCCCCAUUUGAUUUUCAUUUAUGUUUAAAACAGAUGGCUUGUUUAAGACUUGUGAUGGUUGUAAUGAUUCUCAAAUUUGUACAAUAAACUAUAAUAGCAAUGGUAGUAUUUGGAUACAUUUGAUGUUAAAUAUGUGUUUCCCCAACAGCUGUUUCCAGCUGUGUUUAAGAACAUUGGAGUCUCAAGUGAAACAGUGGGAUGGUGCUGUUACCUGAAACAGUUUAGUAAUGAUGUGUGGAUCAUGGCAACCUCCCAUGGUU
Messenger RNA from Haliotis rubra (blacklip abalone), 3745 nucleotides. RefSeq lists its product as uncharacterized. NCBI's taxonomy places the organism in Eukaryota, Metazoa, Mollusca, Gastropoda, Lepetellida, Haliotidae. Gene Ontology annotation, molecular function: protein binding. The record is from RefSeq and is a predicted model, not a curated record.